Molecule: messenger RNA, 465 nt
Organism: Thermothelomyces thermophilus ATCC 42464
Lineage: Eukaryota; Fungi; Ascomycota; Sordariomycetes; Sordariales; Chaetomiaceae
Exons: 1
Coding region: 55-462 (135 amino acids)
Source: RefSeq, a predicted model, not a curated record
GUUAAGCUUCUUUGGCAUUUUAACAUUGAUUACUCGAAACCGAGCGCCUCUGGAAUGGUGAGCGCCUCGUUGACGUCGAGUCCAACCUUGAGAGAAAUCGGGUGGUUAUCUCAUCCUGGUAAAAAGGGAGGCGGUAAAGCCUCGUCCCUCUACAUCUUCCUGCAUUGCGUGGUCAAUCGUGACAGUUCGUUCCUCUACACCGUCUCUCACACAAUGAUCGAUCCCGGGGAUCGGCUCUGGGCAGGAUCCGGCGCGUUGCUCACGGGCGGGCCGUAUACCUGGCAGUUCACCGACUUCGAUGAGAGAAAGACCUUCUCGGUCACAACAUAUGCAAACCCGUUUCCCGUCGAAGACGUCGAGGGAACCGAGGAAAUCUGUCUGGCCAAGCUCCAGAAGCACAUCGACCAACUGGGCGAUGGUGUCUUCGGUCUUCGCUUCUUAGACCCGGAUGGCCCCGUUUGACUC